AUGAAGCACGGCGACUCAAAAGAUGCCGCGAAGUCCCUGGUGGACAGGCGGAGGCUGAGUUCGGUGGACGGAGCACAUCGCAAGCGGCUGCUGUACUUCGGGCUGUUGGCCGCUGCAACGCUGGCCGUCACAGCGUUCAUCAUCGUCUCUUCGGGCAGCAGCCAGGAACGAGGAGCAGCCGGGGCGACGGGACUCGAUGAAACGGAAAACCCGUGGCCGACAGCCGAAGAACGUCGCCUCACCCGCGAAGAAGAUAACUACAUCUACGCCAGACCUAUAACCACCAGUAACGAGCCCGCGACGGACACGGACGUGAACCCGAGCGCAAAGCGUACACCACCCAAGGCACGCAAGAGGCGUCGCGGCGGAAAGGUCACCGUGAGCCAACGGGCCGCCACGACCACGACCACAAUGGCCACUACCGCGCCCCCGGAAGUGCCCACCGUUUCGUCCGAUGACAGCUCGGAGAAGAGGGAACAACCGCAUGGCGGACCGGAUGCUGACCGAGAGGACGAUAAAGAAUCCGGCUCGCAGCCCGCACCCAAUGCGACUCCACGCAAGCGCACCCGAAAACCUGCCCGACCUGCGCACGAUGGCAAGAUACAACAUGGUACUAAGUCUACGCACAAAAAGAAGCAAGCGACACCCGGCGGCGACGACAGCCGAACCGAGUAG
Molecule: messenger RNA, 675 nt
Organism: Rhipicephalus sanguineus (brown dog tick)
Lineage: Eukaryota; Metazoa; Arthropoda; Arachnida; Ixodida; Ixodidae
Exons: 5
Coding region: 1-675 (224 amino acids)
Source: RefSeq, a predicted model, not a curated record